Molecule: messenger RNA, 1188 nt
Organism: Colossoma macropomum (tambaqui)
Lineage: Eukaryota; Metazoa; Chordata; Actinopteri; Characiformes; Serrasalmidae
Product: coagulation factor XI-like
Exons: 9
Coding region: 1-1080 (359 amino acids)
Biological process (GO): proteolysis
Cellular component (GO): extracellular region
Molecular function (GO): protein binding
Source: RefSeq, a predicted model, not a curated record
AUGAGAGUGUGGGUGCUGCUUGUGCUGCUGUCUGUUGUGCCAGGCUCCUACAGCAAGUUCCUUGAGCUGAGGGUGGAUGUUGACUUCCCUGGAGAUGAUAUCCAGCAGAUCUUCUCUCCAGAUGCCUACCACUGUCAGCUAGCCUGCACCGAGCACAGCUCCUGCCUCUUCUUCACCUUUUUACGAUCUGACUGGGUCUUAGACAACAGGAAUUUCCACUGCUACCUGAAGUACACAGCCAAUGGUAUCCCAUCCCGGGUUUCAGAUCUGAAAGGUGUAACAUCAGGCUUCUCACUGUCCCGUCUGGAGUACAAAACCCGUCCUUGCCUGUCAUCCACAUAUCAGGACACUAAUUUCCCAGGAUUAGACUACCAUGAAUUCCCCUCAUCUAGCUCUGACAAAUGCCAGAACGCGUGUACCAAUGAUCCAUACUGCCGAUUCUUUUCUUUCACAACAGAGAGCUUCUCAGUGGCAGACAGACGCUGGCCGUUCCCAGUGCCGCCAGUGAUCACAACCAAAAAUGUCCACGUAUCAGGAUUUUCACAGUCACUACUUAAGGCUAAUGGAACCUUUAAACAAGAAUGCAGUGAUUUGGUCCUUGCCAACAUAAACUUCCCCGGCAAUGACUUGGAGCAGAUUGUUGCUGGAUCACCCCAACACUGCCAGAUCCUGUGCACCAUACAUCCCCGCUGCAACCACUUCUCAUAUACCAGGCCCCAAAUGCGCUGCUACUUGAAGUAUAAGCCAAGUGGGUAUGAGCCAGUUAGGGGGGAUGAGGUGUAUUCAGGAUUUCCAGCAUGCAACUGCAGGCCUUCAAAUGUCUCACGCUUUGAGAACGUGGAUCUCACUGGAGCCGAUUACCGUUUUGUUGUGACCACUGAUCCUGAGAGCUGUCAAAAUAUCUGCACAGCCGAUCCAGACUGUCAGUUCUACACUUACAUCUUUCCAUCUAACCCUGAGCCAAUCCACAGGAAUAGGUGCUACCUAAAGAGGGUCAUGACUCUGCCCCGGCCUUCUACAGUGGUGACCACGCGUGGUGUGGUAUCUGGCUUCUCUCUGAAAGACUGUCAAGACAAUUAAACAUAACUACCUGAAUCCUUUACUUUAGUUGCAAGAAAAGGGUUCCUGACUCUCUGUCUCCUAUGAUUUGCAUGCCUACAUGAUUAUGGUUCUGAUUAAAAUAAAUAU